AGCACGCCGCCCGUCAAAUAUAGACAGGCGAAUGACUGCUGAUGGGUAUGGCGAGGGUGAAGAACAUGAUGUCUAAGAUGCGGCACGAGUAGAUGUCGAGGACGAUCUGGGUGGUAGUGGUGGUGGUGCAAAGUGUAGUCGGGAAGUCGGGAUCUGGGCUGGGCCGUGCUCGCGAGAUAUCUCUGAUCUGGACGAGUACGUGUAUCUCACUCAGCCUCACAGGGCACACAUGUCGAGCUGAGCGCCGCGCAACCUUCCAGCUGUACCGUCCGGGAUGCCACGGGAUGCUUGUGCGCGCUGAAACAUGGCGAGCACGUAGAAUGUUUAAAGGAGAGUCAGGACCUUGCAACCCACAAAUUGUUUGCAGCCACACGGCCAGAUUUGGGAAGGGAACCUGGCGCAGCGCAUCGGAAGCCUGGUAUGAUCUGCGUCGCAGCCGACGCUGAUCAGACGUCGAGGGGGGACGCCUAGCUGGUGGUAGGCGAGUACAGACUUAUAUUUUGGCAGAAAUGGAAGCCGUAUUGAUAGAAAAACAAGCUCCCCUACGGUGUUAGAAGGAAAUAUCUCGAGGAAUGAAUGCAUGCUGUUGCAGAAACAAAAAAAUAGUCACGCGACAGCAGCAUGCACGCGCGCGAGCGGGCGGAAGGGGAUCCGCCAAAAAUGGGCUCCACCGGCCCUGACGUCUACCCCAUAAUUCCGAUUC
Molecule: messenger RNA, 703 nt
Organism: Aplosporella prunicola CBS 121167
Lineage: Eukaryota; Fungi; Ascomycota; Dothideomycetes; Botryosphaeriales; Aplosporellaceae
Exons: 1
Coding region: 93-446 (117 amino acids)
Source: RefSeq, a predicted model, not a curated record